GAUAUCAACAUGUUUAAACCUACUAUAGUAGCGCUGCUAUAUUUCGCCUUUGUUGGUGUUAUUUCAGCAAAUCCCACUGGGCGUAUAGUUGGAGGCAUUGAUGCUACUGAAGGACAGUUUGCCCAUCAAAUAUCUUUAAGAUACUCAGGUUCUCACAUAUGUGGUGGUUCAAUAAUUUCUCGAAAUUAUAUUUUAACAGCAGGACAUUGUGUGGGUGACGAAGAUGAAGAUGGAAUCUAUCACGUCGAUGAUCCUAAAUACUAUACUAUACGCGCUGGAAGCUCAAACCGCUUAUCUGGUGGUGUUGUAAUUGCAGUUGAAACAAUAACUGUGCAUGAAAGCUAUGGCAACUUCUUGAAUGAUGUUGCUCUACUCAAACUCUCAACUCCAUUGAUUUACUCAGCAAAUAUAAAAGCUAUACCUUUAGCUAGUUCUGAAGUGACACCUGGUGAAAAAGUGAUUAUUUCUGGGUGGGGUCGUUUGAAAACCGGAGGUGAUAUUCCUCUGAAACUUCAGUGGACAACAUUGGAAGCCAUUAGCAAAACUAAAUGCUUGACUACCAUCGGCAUGUUUUCGGAUACUUUAAUAUGCUUGGCUCAUGACCCCAACUUUGGCGCCUGUAAUGGAGAUUCUGGUGGUCCAGCUAUUUACAAUGGCGAAUUGGUUGGAGUUGCUGGUUUUGUAGUUGGCGGUUGCGGUAGCAAAAAUCCUGAUGGUUAUGCUAAGGUAUUCUAUCAUGUUGAAUGGAUUAAAAAACACUCUGAUUUGUGAACUAUGUGCAGUGUACUCAGUAUUUGAAAAAAAAAACAAAUAAAAGUUUGAAAAAUAUGUGGAA
Messenger RNA from Teleopsis dalmanni, 835 nucleotides. Its product is annotated as serine protease SP24D-like. The coding region runs from base 10 to 771 and encodes 253 amino acids. Gene Ontology annotation, biological process: proteolysis. Gene Ontology annotation, molecular function: serine-type endopeptidase activity. The record is from RefSeq and is a predicted model, not a curated record. The transcript has 2 exons. Lineage: Eukaryota; Metazoa; Arthropoda; Insecta; Diptera; Diopsidae.